This is a messenger RNA of Zophobas morio, 1908 nucleotides long. Its product is annotated as fatty acid synthase-like. Gene Ontology annotation, molecular function: phosphopantetheine binding; fatty acid synthase activity. NCBI's taxonomy places the organism in Eukaryota, Metazoa, Arthropoda, Insecta, Coleoptera, Tenebrionidae. Gene Ontology annotation, biological process: fatty acid biosynthetic process. The coding region runs from base 1 to 1908 and encodes 635 amino acids. The record is from RefSeq and is a predicted model, not a curated record. The transcript has 9 exons.
AUGAAAGUAGCCAUUCGUCAAAUGGCCCUACUGAACGUGCUGAAUCCCUGUCAUUUCUUUGCCAAGUACACUCCCACUAUGUGUUUCCAUUGUGACGUGCGUUACACCUAUGUCGUUAUUGGGGGUCUAGGUGGAGUUGAUUUAGAAUUAAGCGACUGGUUGGUCCUGAAGGGUGCAAGAAAACUAGUUUUAAGUUCGAGAUCGGGUAUUCAAACUGGUUACCAACAGCAAAGAAUACAUAUUUGGACAUCAUACGGCGUCGAAGUUAAAAUUUCUAUGAAAAACGUAACCACUGAGCGAGGAUGUGAAGAUUUAAUUAAUGAAGCAACUGAGCUUGGACCUAUCGAUGCUAUUUUUAACUUAGCUGUGGUCCUUACAGAUGCACUAUUUGGAGAUCAAACUCAAGAAACUUUCGAAACUUCGUUCGCACCUAAAGCUCGCGCUACACUAUAUUUGGAUCGAGUCACUAGGAAAUUGUGCCCAAAACUAAGGUAUUUUGUCAUAUUUUCGUCACUAUCUUGUGGUCGUGGAAAUCCGGGUCAGAGCAACUACCAAAUUCUGCUAUGGAACGAAUAUGUGAGAACCGAAACCGAGAAGGAUUACCAGCUGUGGCUAUUCAAUGGGGCGCAAUCGGUCGGUUUGGCGGCAAAAAUGCAGAAGGAGAAUAAAGAGUUAGCGUUUGGUGGUAUCGUUCAACAAAAAAUUUCAAGCUGUCUUGAGGUGCUAGAUGUCCUGCUAAACCACAACUAUCCAGUUGUUUCUAGUAUGGUAGUUGCCGAAAAACAACAAAAAAAUAACAUUCUUAGUGCAGUAGAAACGGUUGCCUAUGUUUUGGGAAUAAAAGACUUGAAAAAGAUAAGUCACACUACGACAUUUGGGGAACUCGGUAUGGAUUCGAUGAUGGGUGUAGAAAUUGUUCAGCUUUUAGAAAAAGAUUUUGGAAUCUACUUAACAUCUAGAGAUGCGAGAAAUUUAACAUUUGCAAAAUUGGCUGAAAUGGAAGAAGGAAAAAUGAACAAAUUUGCAGAAGUUUUAGACAAAAAAACAGAAGAGGGCGAAAAUUUGUUCAUUCAGUAUAUUCCCAAUCGCGAAACUGUUCAUUUGCCUGCUGUUAAAUUAAAUAGUCAUAUAGACUCAGACCUCGAAGCUCCAAUCGUGUUCGUAUUACCAGGAGUGGAAAGCAUUUUCAAGCCACUGGAAUAUUUGACGAACACAUUAAAAGCACACGUAGUAGGAGUACAGUACAGUUAUGACAAUCCAGAGGACUCUAUUAAAGAAAUUGCACAAAACACACUACCGCAUAUAGAAAAUUAUUUAUCCAGAGACAGCUCCUUCUACAUUAUUGGAUACUCAUUUGGAACUCUAGUCGCUCUAGAAAUGAUCAGUUUGUUGGAAGAAAAGGGCUAUACUGGUAUCCUGAUUUUAAUCGACAGUUCACCAGCUUAUUCAUCUUCUUCUUUAAAAAAACACUUCGCGCAUGAAACGGACGCCCAAUUUCAAACCGCUGUUUUGAUGAAAAUCUGUACUCUUUUGAUUCCGUUAGAUGUAGUUUCGCAAUAUGAGGAAAUGCUGAAGUGCAAAAAUUUUGAAGAACGAAUCGAUUUGCUUUUGUCUUUGAUACCUCUCAAAAUAAGAAACGAAGUGAAUUUAGAAAAGCAAGCUUGCAUCGCACUGUAUAACCGUUGUAAAGCUGUGUUUGACUAUACGUUUGAAAAUAAAAAAAUCCAGUCGUCAACACAUCUGUUCAAGGCAAAAUAUCCCAUGGUUGACGAAGCAGAUGAUUAUCAAUUAUCAGAAGUAAGCGAUAAUGUGGCACAAGUGACUGCAAUAGAUGGUGACCAUGUAACAAUUUUGAAAAGUCCAGGUCUUGUAAAAGCUGUUAGCAAAAUAGUGGUACUAAAACAAUAG